AUGGAGCUCGCCAGGUCCACGGAGCAGUACACCCCAGCACAGCCAUGCUACAAGACUUCGGAGGAGGAGAGGGCGCGCGCGUGCGACCCGGAGCAAUGGAGGGAGCUCAUAGGGCUCAUCAUCACCGACGGCAUGGACGCACAGGAGCACACCGUUGACAAAGUGCCCAUCAUACUUGGAAAGUUGGGUAUUGGUCGAUACGUCCUGCAGUCCAGCUCCGCGCCGCAGCAGCCCCCUUCCACGGCAGCGGGUGGUCAACCUUCUACUUCGGCGACGAUAGCUCACCCUCAGAGUGAGUAUAAUGGUGCGAGAGAAGCGAUACAAACAGCUUUACAGCAGCUUUCCGGCUCAGGGCAGCAACACCCUUCGUCCACCGCGACCGAUAACGGCACACCCACUUCAACGCUGGUAGACUAUAUUCCCAAGUCACAAGGCAACAGAUGGACCAAAAAGCCGGCUGUGCCUAGCCCUGACAUGGACGUUGUCAAUAUCGCGGAAGCAAUGUUCAGACACCCCUUCAACAAAGAGUCGCCGGAACACGUUAUUCAAGAUUUGAUGGCCGGGGAUGCCACCGUGUUGGCAGACUACAAAGCCCGCCUGCAAAAGGUACUCGAUUACGUACCACAUCUCCAACGCCGCGCCACUUUCUGCCUCAUCUUCGUAUUCUUCACUCCAGACGAGAUACUCGCGAGCGUCACGCAAGCCGGGUUCCCCAUCUCUAUGGAUGGGAUCAAGGGCAGGAUCAAGACCUACCUUAACACCAUCACACCGCCCUCGGACUACCCGAUGUUGUGGAAAACUUUGUCAGAGCUUAACGAUAACAUUCGCAAGAGAAUAUCGAUCCCAAGCACACCGGCGCCUUUCAAUCUUGUUCCUAGGGGCACCGCCGAGGGUGGUCUGGCUGUGCCUGCUCUGGCUGCGCCUGCUUCGCCAAUUGCAGGUCCCUCUGCAGAAAUGGCCGGCGAUCAGGGACAUCAUCAAGAUCCCGAACCCUCAUUCUCCGCUACGCAUCCAAGGCGGCCAAGACUGGACGAGGCGAUCCUGGGAGCUGAAAUGCCACAUGCUUCAGGUUCCACCGCGCCGAUCGACCCGGUCACUGGUAUGCUCGACAGAGCGGUGUCUCCAGCUCCGCCGCAGCUAAAUAGCAUGGCUCGCAUGAUCCUCCAAAUCAUUGGCUACGGACUCUCCGUCGAGGAAAACAGGAUCAAGAACUUGCCAGAAGCGAGCUCAACGGGAGGGAUUGGUCACUACAAAGUUGCGAAUGGGGCGAAAUCACUACAAAAAGCUGUUGUGGACAUCAUGCUCAACUACUCACCCCCUGCCGGAGGGGAGGUUAUGCUUACCUUUGUUCCGUCCAGCUUUGCGCAAAACGGCUCGGAGACAGAGCCCGUUUACACACCUUUCUUAGCCUCGAACCUCGCACAAGCUCUGAAGAAUCACCUGUUUGAAAUUCCGAAGGAACAGUUGGCGGACAGUUUGGCCGCUAUACCUUUGGACAGACAACUUAUGAGCAAGUACAAGGGCCAGACUAUGCCGAUCCUUCGCUACGCGCCUCAUCUACAUACGAACGUGACUCUUCUUCUUCUCCUUCUAUUCCACACUGAAAAGGAGAUCGUGGACGCCAACCACCAUCUCGGAUGCAUGAUCACCAUUGAGGAUGUUGACGGUCGAGUUGAUCAGGCAUUCCGCAACGUCUUCGGAGCUGAUAUCUCGUCCAAGAAGGCGGUUUUCCUGAUGCAGGCAACGAAGGUGCGGUGGUUGGCAGGCCUGGCCGAUCAAGAGCGCCGCCGAACACUGCAAGUUUCUUCCAACCUCCUAGAGAAUCGAAAUACACGGGACGGAGAGAAUGGAGCGGAGGGUAGUGGACCUGUCCAGGAGUAG
Mytilinidion resinicola is the source of this 1881-nucleotide messenger RNA. RefSeq lists its product as uncharacterized. The coding region runs from base 1 to 1881 and encodes 626 amino acids. NCBI's taxonomy places the organism in Eukaryota, Fungi, Ascomycota, Dothideomycetes, Mytilinidiales, Mytilinidiaceae. The record is from RefSeq and is a predicted model, not a curated record. The transcript has a single exon.